Rhizophagus irregularis DAOM 181602=DAOM 197198 is the source of this 1630-nucleotide messenger RNA. NCBI's taxonomy places the organism in Eukaryota, Fungi, Glomeromycota, Glomeromycetes, Glomerales, Glomeraceae. The record is from RefSeq and is a predicted model, not a curated record.
AUUUAGGAGAUUUAUAAAGAUGAUAUUGUAAUGGACGAAUUAAUUGAAGAGGAAUCACCCAAUACGUACAAGUUAGAUAUUACAGAUCAGCGUGAAUAUUUUGCUAGUCAAGCAACUGAAAUUGACAAUGACGUUGAAAUGGUUGAUGCUGAUCAGAGUUCUAUUAAGCAUCAAAAUUCUAUUGAAAUAUUAAAUAAAUUCCGAGAUAAUUUUAGAAAUUGGAAACCUAACUUGACUACGAAGGUAUAUACUUUUUAACCUUAAAUAUGUUAUCCUUUUCGUUAACUAAUACAUUAUGCACAUGUUUUUUUUGGUAAGUCGCUGUUUCCAAGAAAAGUAGAUACACCUAUCCCUAAUUUAGUAACACAAAAGUGUAAUGAAAUGAUUGAAGACAAACAAAAUCGUAUGAGAGAAUCAAAACCUAAAAUUGAAUAUCUACCACAAAAAAUUGAAAAGGAAGUCAAUGUAAUCCAAUUGAUGGGAAAUGAGUUUUUGCGUCAUUUUUGGGCGUCCGUUGAUUUAACCGUUAAAGAAAAAGUAGAAAAAAAUAAGCGGAUGAUAGAGCAAUUAAAAUCAAUCCUAACAAAAAUUGAUCAGAUUUCUGAGUUGAAACCAUCAGAAGAAGAUAUUAAGCAAGGACUCAACCUUCCGAAUGGGUCAUCUAAUAAUAAUACAAUUCAAAAAGAUCAAGAACCAAAAUCAGUUGUCAUCAACGGUAAACGAGUAAAAAUCGGUUCAAAAGGUGGUAAUAGUUUUGAGCAAGUUAAUGGAAGCCGCCCGGAUUCCAAUGGAUCUCCUAGGAUAGACUCAGAAUGGAAAGAUGCACUAAUACAAGCUCAACAGAUGCUAAAUCCUUUGUGCAAUUCCAUCGAAAAAGCCUUGUCUCAUAAUCAAGGGGUAAAUAUUUCAAGACCAAAUAGUCGUCAAGGACCAUCAGCUGUAAGUCAAAGCUUUCAGAAGUCAGCUCGAACUUCUAGUCCGGGACAUCACAAAACCGGUAUUCGUGAUUCAAAAACACCGGAUCUUUACAAAGCUCCUCGUGAUACAAAAUCAAUCGGUUCGGAUAUUCAAAGACCUGUCCCUCGGGAUAUUCGGGAUAUCAAGCAACCUCAACAUCAUCAUGGCAGAACCGUCAAUCGUGAAACAAAGCAAGUUAUUAAUCCAAAAACUCAAAAAAGUAGUAACCACGAUAUGCAACAAAGUUUAAGUUCAGAGGUCCAGAAAUCCUCCAACCGACAAUUCAAACAAGGUUCAAAUAUGAAACAAGACAUUAGCCGUGUUAACCCCAAAGUAUCUGUUCGUAACGGUAUUACACAAGCUCAGUCGGAUACUAAUCGAGAAAGUCGCACGACUAUUAAAAUUCAAAAAAGAAACAUACAACAAAACACUAGUCGUGAUGAUUCUCAAUCAAAUGGUCGGGACACACUAAAAAGCUCUAAUAUCAAUCCCGCUCGAGUUUCCAGUGGCUCCUCAGAAAUUUCUUCCCAAGUCUCAUCAGCAAAUAGAAUCAAAGUGAAGCGAAAACGAUAAAAGGACAAAAUUAUUGUAACAUCGUAUAUUUGCAAGCAGUUUAUUUUCGCACAUUUUUUUAUUUUAAUAUUGUUUUUUUUUUUGGGUUUUUUUUUUAUUU